Messenger RNA from Pichia kudriavzevii, 1089 nucleotides. RefSeq lists its product as uncharacterized. The coding region runs from base 1 to 1089 and encodes 362 amino acids. Gene Ontology annotation, biological process: GDP-mannose biosynthetic process; cell wall mannoprotein biosynthetic process. Lineage: Eukaryota; Fungi; Ascomycota; Pichiomycetes; Pichiales; Pichiaceae. Gene Ontology annotation, molecular function: mannose-1-phosphate guanylyltransferase (GTP) activity; GTP binding. Gene Ontology annotation, cellular component: cytoplasm. The record is from RefSeq and is a predicted model, not a curated record. The transcript has a single exon.
AUGAAAGGUUUAAUUCUCGUCGGUGGAUAUGGUACUAGAUUAAGACCAUUAACUUUGUCUUACCCAAAACCUUUGGUUGAAUUUGCUAACAAGCCAAUGAUUUUACAUCAAAUCGAAGCUUUAGCUGCAGCUGGCUGUACCGAUAUUGUUUUGGCUGUCAACUACAAACCAGAAGUUAUGGUUGGCGCUUUGAAGAAAUACGAAGAAAUCUAUAACGUUUCAAUUACUUUCUCUGUUGAAGAAGAACCUUUAGGUACUGCUGGCCCAUUAAAGUUGGCGGAAAAGAUUUUACAAAAGGACGAUACCCCAAUUUUUGUUCUUAAUUCCGAUGUUAUCUGUGAAUAUCCAUUAAAGGAAUUAUUAGAUUUCCACCAAGCUCAUGAUGGUGAAGCAACUAUUGUUGCAACCAAAGUUGACGAGCCUUCUAAAUAUGGUGUUAUUGUCCAUGAUAGAGAUGUUCCAAACAGAAUCGAUAGAUUCGUUGAAAAACCAGUUGAAUUUGUUGGUAAUAGAAUUAAUGCUGGUAUUUACGUUAUCAACCCAUCUGUUAUUGACUUAAUUGAAAUGAGACCAACCUCCAUUGAACAAGAAACCUUCCCUAUUUUAGUUGACCAAAAGAAAUUGUAUUCCUUUGAUUUACAAGGUUACUGGAUGGAUGUCGGUCAACCAAAGGAUUUCUUGACUGGUAUGUGUCUAUAUCUAGCUGCUCAAACUAAGAAGAACAACCCAGACUUAUCUAAGGAAGAUUACAUCGUUAAUGGUAACGUCUUGAUUGACCCAUCUGCCAAGAUUGGUAAGGGUUGUGCUAUUGGUCCAAAUGUUGUCAUUGGCCCAAAUGUCGUUAUUGGUGACGGUGUCAGAAUCGUUAGAUCCACCAUCUUAAAGAACUCUCAAAUUAAGGACCACGCUAUGAUCAAGUCUACAAUUGUCGGUUGGAACUCCACUGUUGGUAAGUGGGCCAGAUUAGAAGGUGUUACUGUGUUAGGUGAAGAUGUUACCGUCAAGGACGAAGUGUAUGUUAAUGGUGGUAAGGUCUUACCUCACAAAUCCAUCAAGGAUAACGUUGAAACUCCUCAAAUUAUUAUGUAA